Messenger RNA from Cannabis sativa, 762 nucleotides. RefSeq lists its product as uncharacterized. Bases 280 to 594 code for a protein of 104 amino acids. Lineage: Eukaryota; Viridiplantae; Streptophyta; Magnoliopsida; Rosales; Cannabaceae. The transcript has a single exon. Gene Ontology annotation, cellular component: NatC complex. The record is from RefSeq and is a predicted model, not a curated record.
GAGCAGCACGCUUCUCUCUUUCUUUCUCUCAAUCGGAGCUACUGCUCCUCUUCUCCGGCGACCAGUAACACCCUCAUUCUCUCUCCCUCCUCAGUCCUCGAAGCCCCAAUCUCUCAUCCUCUCAGCGCCGCACCACACUUCUCUUCCCCAUCUUUCUUUUUCCUUCCCGUGGAGCUUCUGCUCAGGCCAGGUGGCCCUGCUCCGGUGACAGACCACCCAAAUCCACCAAAGAUUUGGCAUCCUUGCCCUCAUUACACAUUUGUGCAGAUUAAGCGUUCAAUGGAAGGCCAAGCAGAGAAAGCGUUGAACGAAACUCCAAAAUCUGAAUCCGUAAAUAGAGCAAAGAAGUUGGUUCAUCGACGAAUGUUGGUGGGGAUCAAAGAUGGGAGAUUUUUAUUGGGAAAUUUUCACUGUAUGGACAAACAAGGCAACAUCAUCCUCCAAGACUCCGUCGAGUACAGGAGCACCCGACGUUCGUCUCCCUCGCCCAUGGAACAGCGUUGUCUCGGUUUAAUUCUUAUACCUUUUUCUUCUCGUUCAUCCUGUCACGUAGAUUGCUCUAUUGAAGAACACAUGGCUCUCCUCGCUGUUUAGGUUGUUUCUUUCUUUCUUUCUUUUGGGGGUAGAAAGAAGUAUCUGAUAUCUGGGUUUGGAUGCUUUUGGGAAGUAGUUAAGGGAAAAAUGAAAUAAUUGAUAUACUUCUUUAUGGAAUUUUUUUCUGUUUAUGAAUAUCUGUGAUUAUCAUUAUCAUGACCUUUAACA